AUGGCCAUGAGUCGGGAUUGUAUCCCAGGAAAAGAAUUCUGGAGUACCUUUUUUAAUACCAAAGGAACAUGUGCUUCCUGCCCGCGCUCUUUGAAGAAUUGCAAGGAUCAAGGAAGCUUAGCCGACAUAAAUGCAUGCCAGAACUCGUGUGGUAAGUCGAUGUUUUUCACGCUUGCCAUUGUCUAUAGAAUUGUAUUGACCAUUAAAAUCAGUAUUAUUAUCGACAUGUCAUAUCGUGCUUUGUGUUACGUAAAUGUGAGUGUUGAUGUAUAUAUAUUUAACUUAAUUCGUUCAAAAUAUGUUUCUACAUCAUUUAAUAUGCUCGUGGUGGUGAAUGUAUCGAGUUGUUAAUUGUUAUGUCUGAAUUCGUUCUUCCGAAGUCGACGAAGAAAUUUUCGCGUGGGUUGCAGUUAGUGUAUCUAGAAUACGAUUAUUUUAAUUAAAGUACAUAUAAUAAUAUUUUCACUGUUUUAGUGUCAUUUAGUGGUUUAAUUCGGUUUGUCUGGAUGUUUUGAAUGUAUUUACCAAUAAUAAUAUCAUAUGGGUUUUAAGUGAUGUCUUAAUGUAUCAUAUAUUUUGUGACUUUUGUAUGGUGCCAUGCCAACUUUUAAUAAUUAACAGAACGAAUUCUCAAUUAUUGUUUGUGUAAAGUUCACACAAAGCUUUUUUACAACUUAUAUUUAACAUGCAUUACAGGUUGAUUGCUAUUUCAGCUAGCUUGUUGCCUGUUUGUGUCAUAUGUGGGCGAUAUGAUGUUACUUCUUCUAUUUGUUUGGGAAUACUAGAUUAAUAUUUAAACAAUCUGCCUGGCUAGAGAUUUCGUUAGUGGUUAGGACCGGUUUGCCUGGCUAGAAGUGGUAUAGGUCCGGUUUGCCCAGGUUAGUCCUGUUUUUAAACGUGAAAUUAUUAAUCGAAUAUGUCGCAACUAAAACCUCCAAUUAAGGCCAAAUAAAAAAAGACUUGGUUAGCGUCACCGCCCGUCUCCCGAUUUCUGCCGCCUCUGAAUUUUUUAAUGUAAAUCUCUUCGUUUUACAGCUUAAAACAGAUUAAUAUUUGAAAUUUUUCUCAUGCUCAGACCUUCGCGCUAUAUAACUGAUCGAUAGGGGCGCGUGGGCUUGGCCAGUACAAAAUUCUUAUAUAGCAAAAUGGCGGCCUUCGCCAUAUCAGUGCAAAAAAUAUCACCGAUAUGCAUGGUUGAAAAACCGCCCCCAUCCCCCAAAAAAUACUAUUAAAAAAUUUUAAAAAAGAGUAAAAAUUACUGGGAAAAAAAAGUACGCCCCUCCCGCCUCUGAAAAUUUGUGAGAGUGUGACGCUAACCAAGUAUAUUUUUUUUUCGCCGGCCUAAGCAGGCGUGUUUAAUUUAGACGAGCCAAAAACCCUCAUACAAAUUGUGAAUACAUACCAACUAUUGUAGGAUAUUCUGAGAAAAUUGAAGGUUUGGGGUGAAAUUGUGAGCCAAUAUUUUUCAACAUUUCAAGAAAAUCUGUUGAACGCACACAACUGUAGUUGAUAAAUAAAAAGACUGUAAUCAGCUUAAUUAAAACUGAAAACUGUAACCAGCUUAAUUAAACUGCCUUGAAUCUUAGCCUAUAUAAUAAUAUCCACUUUGGCCAAACUUGUAAAAACUAAUAUGAUCAAUGGAAUCUAAAUAUGCUUUGUAAAAUUAGACUUAUGAUGGCAAAGUUUAUAGUCCUGCAUAGAACACAUAUAAUAAUAUAAAUAUAUCCAAAUUACAUGUACUAAUAAGUAGCUAUAAGUAAACGCCCCCAUUGCACUAAUAAACGUUAUGUCAGCAACGGCAAUGAAAGCCGUUCGUGGAAGGAAUCUAAAGGUUGAGUUAUUUUCAUAUUUUUCUUCUUUUAGUGAAGCCAACAGUACUUCCCCCGACAGCAAUACUUCCUUGGACAGCAAUACUUCUUUCGACACGAGAAGGCCUACGUCCCUUAACGCCACUACCAACCUCUUCAAAUAUACCUCGAGAACGUUCAACAAUUUUUCCAAACUCGUCCAUUCCGCGUCAAAAAUCCAACUCUUCAGAUAAUAACCAAUAUAUAUGGCUUGUCGUCGUGCUAGCACUUUGUAUAGGCGUAGCUGUGUUGGUGGUGUUUGUUCGUAGAUUGGCAGGGAAGCGAGAUGAAGCUGCUAGAAAUGCAGAAGAGGGAGAAGAUCGCCGUUUAAUAAAAACAUUGUUUUUCCAUGUAGAGUUGAUACAAAUAUAA
Molecule: messenger RNA, 2219 nt
Organism: Paramuricea clavata
Lineage: Eukaryota; Metazoa; Cnidaria; Anthozoa; Malacalcyonacea; Plexauridae
Source: the annotation of a GenBank genome assembly